AUGAUGGCCCCUUGUUUCAUCCCUUCGCACCUUGGUGUAAUCGAGGACAUCGAAGAUUAUCGACCCCGUGGUUCCCACCCAAUAUCUGUUGGCAACACCUUUGACCAAGGACAUUUCAGGGUCCAUCAUAAACUUGGAUUUGGAGGCUCCUUUACUGUUUGGCUGGCGCGCGAUCAACUGGAAGAGGGAAACCAGGGUAGAAUCGUCACCCUCAAGGUAAUGCGUGCCGAUGUUUCUUUAUGCAAGGUCCCAAGCGAGAUCCCCGAACUCGUUAUUUCUCAAACACUUCGAACGUCUCUCCCUUCUUCUGAGUCUAUCGGUUUCCAGACUGUUGAUCACCAUCUUUUCGUACAAGGUCCGAAUGGCUCCCACCUAUGUCUCGUAUUUCCUCUUGCUGGCCCCAGUAUCCUCGCUAUCUGCCGACUACGUGCAGACUUGGCUAGGAAUGUCGCGAAACAAACAGCGAUGAGAAUACACCACAUGCACCGCGCCGGCGUCGUUCAUGGAGAUAAGCAAUCUUCUGCCUCUUUCUCAACGAUGUCAGGUGCCGACGAACGACUCCAUCUGGACCUGACCACAUCGAACAUUUUGUUUCGACUAUCGCCCCACGUCAUCAAAUGGUCGGACGCCGAAGUGUACGCCCAUCUUGGCAACCCAGAGACGGAGGGUAUCAGAUCCCGUGACGGACAACAGCCCGGUCCUCACGCACCAGCCAUCCUCAUCGCACCCUUCGAGAACUUCAGGAUAUCGGACGCAAUGCUUCUUCAAGAAAGCAUUAUCGUCAGUGACUUUGGCCAGUCUUACAUCGUUACCUCUCCACCAUCGUCCUACGAGCCAGGUACGGUGCCGAAUUACCAGUCGCCAGAGACAUGGUUUAAGGGGCAUAUUGUUGAGAUGCUGGGGCGACUACCUGACCCCUGUUGGGCUGCUUUCGAACAGUGCAUGCUAUGGUUCGAGGAGGACGGGCAACCAAAGAGCGAGCAGGAUCGAGAACGGGCCGGCGUGCUUUUGCAGGCUUAUAAAAGCUCCAUUAGGGCCAAGUUGUUCGAGAUAGGCGAGCAAGAAGAUCAGCCGCCUGAAGACAAAGGUCCGAUGAUUGAAAAGCCCGGGGUGCGACUGCAAGAGGAAGAAGUUGGGCUGUUGCAGGAUCUUUUGCUGAAGAUGUUGAAGUAUUUCUCGGAGGAGAGGAUUCGCAUACAGGAUGUCAUCCGACAUCCGUGGUUCACGUGA
This is a messenger RNA of Pisolithus orientalis, 1230 nucleotides long. RefSeq lists its product as uncharacterized. The transcript is spliced from 3 exons. Bases 1 to 1230 code for a protein of 409 amino acids. Gene Ontology annotation, molecular function: ATP binding; protein kinase activity. Gene Ontology annotation, biological process: regulation of mRNA processing; spliceosomal complex assembly; protein phosphorylation. Lineage: Eukaryota; Fungi; Basidiomycota; Agaricomycetes; Boletales; Pisolithaceae. The record is from RefSeq and is a predicted model, not a curated record.